AUGGCUUUUGAUACUACUGUUCCUCAAGAAUAUUAUGAUGAAAAUUUUAUUCCUGGUACUACCAAUAUUUUAACUGGUAAAACCACCAUUGAUGAAUCAUCAUCAAUAACUACUCAAAAAUCAUUAAAACGAGAUCCCAAAACUGGAUUAGUGUUAAUGCCUCAACCGACAUCAUCACCUAAUGAUCCAUUAAAUUGGUCUCCAUUUCGUAAAUUUGCUCAAUUGACAUUAUUAUCAUUUAUAACGGCAUUAACGGCAGCAACUUCAAAUGAUGCUGGUGCUACUCAAGAUUCAUUGAAUGAAAUAUAUGGUAUUUCUUAUGAUUCAAUGAAUACUGGUGCUGGGGUAUUAUUUAUAUUUAUUGGAUGGUCAUGUAUGUUUUUCGCACCAGCUUCUUCAUUAUAUGGACGAAGAAUAACUUAUAUUAUUUGUUUAUUGGCAGGAACUUUAGGUUGUGUAUGGUUUGCUCUUUCUAAAAGAACCGCCGAUACUAUUUGGUCACAAGCAUUUGUGGGGAUGAGUGAAGCUUGUGCUGAAGCUCAAGUACAACAAUCAUUAACUGAUUUAUUUUUUGCUCAUCAAUUGGGUACAGUGUUAACAAUUUAUAUUUCUGCUACUUCGAUAGGUACUUUUUUGGGUCCUUUGAUUGCUCAAUAUAUUGCUCAAGCUCAAACUUUCCGUUGGGUCGGUUGGUGGGGUGCCAUUAUAUGUGGUGCUACUUUGAUAGUAAUCAUUUUCGGUUGUGAAGAAACAGUAUUUGAUCGUCAAUUAUAUACCAAAGUAUUAGAAUCUGAAAAUGUUACUCAAAUUCCAGACCCAUCAGAAGAAAAGAAACAAGAUAACCCACUUACAAAUAAUACCAUUCCUCACGAGAAGAAAAAUUCAAUGGAACAAGAAUUAUCUCAUGAAUAUAUCACUGCAAACAAUAAUGAACAUGACGUUGUUCCAAUUGAUCCUGAAACUUUAAAUGAAAAGAAAAAAUCUUAUUGGCAAAGAAUAGCAAUCAUUACACCAGCACCUUAUUUACAAGGUUUAGGAUUUAAACAAUAUUUAGAACGUUUCAUUAUUUAUUUCAAAAUUUUCACAUUACCAGCAGUUUGGUUUUCCGGAUUAUUAUGGGGGUUACAAGAUACUUAUAUGACAUUUUUUUUAACUACUCAAGACACGUAUUUUUAUAAUCCACCAUGGAAUAAAUCAAAUGCUGGUGUAGCAAUUAUGAAUGUAGCUACAUUAAUUGGUGCUGUUAUUGGAUGCAUUGUUUCUGGGUUAUUUUCUGAUUAUCAUGUUAUUUGGUUAGCUAAACGGAAUAAUGGGAUAAUGGAAGCUGAAUAUCGAUUAUAUUUAUUAGUAAUCACUUUAAUCAUUUCACCCGUAGGGUUAAUUAUGUUUGGUGUUGGUGCCGCUAGAGAAUGGCCAUGGCAAGUGAUUUAUGUUGGAUUAGGUUUCAUUGGGUUUGGUUGGGGAUCAAUUGGUGAUACUUCAAUGUCUUAUUUAAUGGAUGCUUAUCCUGAUAUUGUCAUUCAAGGAAUGGUGGGAGUAAGUAUUAUUAAUAAUACUUUGGCUUGUAUUUUCACUUUUGCUUGUUCUUAUUGGUUAGAUGGAUCAGGAACACAAAACACAUAUAUUGCCUUGUCAAUUAUUGAUUUUGCUACCAUAGCAUUGGUUUUCCCCUUUUUAUAUUAUGGUAAAACAUUUAGAAGGAAAACUAAAAGACUUUAUGUUUCAAUGGUUGAAUUGACUCAAGGGAUGGGAUAA
This is a messenger RNA of Candida albicans SC5314, 1755 nucleotides long. RefSeq lists its product as uncharacterized. The transcript has a single exon. Gene Ontology annotation, molecular function: transmembrane transporter activity. Bases 1 to 1755 code for a protein of 584 amino acids. Gene Ontology annotation, biological process: transmembrane transport. Gene Ontology annotation, cellular component: fungal-type vacuole. The record is from RefSeq and is a predicted model, not a curated record. Lineage: Eukaryota; Fungi; Ascomycota; Pichiomycetes; Serinales; Debaryomycetaceae.